AAAAUGAGGUUUUAAAAUAGGAACGGGUGCACCUGAUUCCGCACUCUCAUCUCUUUGAACUUGACUAUAGCUGAUACAGAAAAUUUGUCUUUUGAACAGGGUUCGGAUUUUUCAAACCCACCCAUCACUUUCUCUCUCUAACACCAUCUCUCUCUCUCUCUCUCUGGAGAUUCAAUAUUAGUGAUUUUGUUAACGUCUUGAAAGUUUUUCAGGGUCAGCUUUGUAAAGAGGCCUUGGGAGAUUUGUAAGACGCAAUGGUGGCAAAAAUCCGGCAAAAUGCUACGGAGUCUCCUAAUCCAAAACCAGAGGUUGGAGAGAUUGACACCAGCCCACCUUUUCAGUCUGUUAAAGAUGCUGUCUCUCUAUUUGGUGAAGGUGCUUUCUCUGGUGAGAAACCUAUCCAUAAGAAGGCGAAACCUUAUUCUGCUGAGAGAGUUUUGGCCAAGGAGACACAACUUCAUGUAGCCCAAAAAGAGCUGAACAAGUUAAAGGAACAAGUAAAGAAUGCUGAAACUACUAAGGCUCAAGCACUUGUGGAGCUUGAAAGGGCUAAAAGGACAGUUGAGGAUCUAGCACAAAAGCUAAAAGUUAUCAGUGAAUCUAGGGAGUUGGCAAUCAAUGCGACAGAAGCUGCAAAGAGUCAGGCAAAACAACUUAAAGAAGAAAAGUAUGGUGACCCUGAUGGAUCAAAUGGUGCUUGGAAAGAAGAGCUAGAAGCUGCAGUUAAAAGGUAUGCAUCUGUCAUGACAGAACUUGACGCUGCAAAGCAAGUACUGAGCAAAACUCGUCAGGAGUGUGAUUCAUCCUUGGAUGCAAGAGAUUCUGCUUUGAAGCAAGCAGCAGAAGCUGAAGAUGCAAAGAAGGAAAACAUGGAAAGAGCAACUGAGCUUUCUAAAGAAAUUUCAACUGUAAAGGAGUCAAUUGAACAAGCAAAGCUUGCAUCUAACGAAGCACAGCAACAGCAAGCAAUGAUUUUGGCUGAGAAAGAUGUUCUAAGACAAUCAUAUAAGGCUACCCUGGAACAAUCUGAAAAGAAAUUGCUUGCUUUAAAGAAAGAAUUCAGUCCUGAGCUCGCCAAAAAUCUUGAAGUGCAGCUGGCUGAGACAGUGAGUGAAAUUGGGGCCCUCCAAAAGGAAAUGGAAAAUAAAAGGACAUCGGACUUGGAUUCUGUGAAAACUGUUACUUUGGAGCUUGAUGAUGCUAAGGAGUCGCUGCAGAAAGUAGCAGAUGAAGAAAGCUCUCUCAGAAGCUUGGUUGAAACUCUUAAGGCUGAACUAGAGAAUGUAAAGAGAGAACAUUCUGAUUUGAAGGAGAAAGAAUCUGAAACUGAAUCCAUUGUUGGGAAUCUGCAUGUCAAGCUACGCAAAAGCAAAUCUGAGCUUGAAGCCUGCAAGGCAGAAGAAUCGAAAGUUAGUGGUGCAUCAGAUGAAAUGAUCUUGACACUUAGCCAGCUGACAUCUGAAACUGAAAAUGCAAGGCGUGAAGCAGAAGAUAUGAAGAACAAGACAGCAGAAUUGAAGAUGGAAGCUGAAGUUACCAUGCUUGCAUUAGCGGAUGCAGAGAAAAAGCUUAAAGUGGCACUUGAAGAAGUAGAAGCAGCAAAAGCAGCUGAGGCAAGUGCUCUUGAACAGAUUACAGUGUUAACUGAAAGGACUACUGCUGCACGCACGUCAACAUCUGAAUCCGGUGCUCUGAUUACAAUUUCAAAGGAUGAGUUUGACUCACUAAGCCGAAAAGUUGAGGAGUCUGAUAAAUUAGCUGACAUGAAAAUGGCCGCAGCCAAGGCCCAGGUUGAAGCUGUGAAGGCCAGUGAAAACGAGGCUCUGAAAAGGUUAGAAACAACUCAGAAGGAGAUUGAGGAUAUUAAGACUGCAACACAGGAGGCCUUGAAAAAGGCUGAGAUGGCUGAAGCAGCUAAACGGGUGGUGGAGAGUGAGCUUCGAAGGUGGCGUGAGCGAGAGCAGAAGAAGGCAGCAGAAGCCGCAUCACGCAUAUUGGCUGAGACACAGAUGUCAUCAGAAACAUCUCCUCAGCACUAUAGGAUUCAAAAGCAGAAUCCUCCUCAUGCAACAGUGGAGGUGAAGAAGUUAGAUAAAGAGAAGGUUUCAGUUUCAAAGAAAGCUCUCUUACCUAAUAUUAGUGGCAUCUUCCAAAGGAAGAAAAACCAGGUUGACGGUGGUUCUCCUUCUUAUCUUCCAGGUGAGAACCCUGUAUGAGAAAUAUGCAAUUUGUAGUAGCUUGUGCAGCUCUUGAAUGUGAGAGGAACCAUUUACUUGUGUGUAGUUGAGGAAUUUGAUCAGAUUUUGUCUUUGUAGAAUGUUUGAAGGAAAUGAUUGUGUAGUGUUUAUAGUUUGGUGACAGAUUCUGGGAUGCAUAAUGUAAAUGGAACGAGAAGUAAGAUUAAAAUCUAUUGGUAUUUUUCUGUUGAUACUAAGCUUUCAUAUCUUUCUAUUUGAACUAUAUUUGAAGGAAAGGAUUGAAUAGUGUUAAUAGUUUGGUGACAGUUCUCAGAGAUGCAUCAUGUAGAAGGAACCAUUAUUAGUAAGGCUUUUCUUUUUCUUUUUCUGUUUAUAAUAAGCUUUCAUGUUUGCUGUUUUGAGCU
Messenger RNA from Abrus precatorius (Indian licorice), 2602 nucleotides. RefSeq names its product WEB family protein At5g55860-like. Lineage: Eukaryota; Viridiplantae; Streptophyta; Magnoliopsida; Fabales; Fabaceae. The record is from RefSeq and is a predicted model, not a curated record. The coding region runs from base 255 to 2216 and encodes 653 amino acids. The transcript is spliced from 3 exons.